Messenger RNA from Anoplopoma fimbria (sablefish), 2366 nucleotides. Its product is annotated as annexin A13-like. The record is from RefSeq and is a predicted model, not a curated record. Gene Ontology annotation, molecular function: calcium ion binding; calcium-dependent phospholipid binding. Gene Ontology annotation, cellular component: cytoplasm. Bases 96 to 1046 code for a protein of 316 amino acids. NCBI's taxonomy places the organism in Eukaryota, Metazoa, Chordata, Actinopteri, Perciformes, Anoplopomatidae. The transcript has 11 exons.
GACACGCAUCACAUCAACUAGAGAGCAGCAACACAUCAGGACACACACAGCUCUCAUUUGUCGCUUUACAGCAGAACAGAGUGAUCUGGAACAACAUGGGCAACGUGCAGCCCACCAUUGUCCCAUAUGAGGACUUCGAUGUCACAGCUGAUAUCAAGGCUAUCAGAAAAGCGUGUAAAGGUUUGGGCACCGAUGAAGAGGUCAUUAUUCAGAUCUUGGCCAAUCGCUCUGCAGCUCAGCGUCUGGAGAUCAAAAAUGCCUACUUCGAGAAGUAUGAUGACGAGUUGGAGGAGGUCCUAAAGAAGGAGCUGACAGGUAGUUUUGAGAAAGCCACUGUGGCGAUGUUGGAGCCUCCUCAUAUCUACUACGCCAAGGAGCUGAGGAAGGCCAUGAAGGGGGCGGGCACAGAUGAAGAUGUGCUCGUAGAGAUCCUGUGCACAGCCACCAAUCAGGACAUCUUGUGCUACAAGGACACUUAUGCACAGGUGCAUGAGCGUGAACUAGAGGCAGACAUUGAGGAUGACACCAGUGGAGACGUGAGGAACCUGCUGAUGUCACUGCUGCAGGCGAGCAGAGACGAGGGCUAUGAAGUGGAUGAGGAUUUAGCCGAACAGGAUGCCACAUCUUUGUUUGAGGCAGGAGAAGGCAGAUUUGGCACAGAUGAGUCCACCUUCACUUUCAUCCUGACACACAGAAACUACCUGCAACUUCAGGCCACCUUUAAGAUCUAUGAGUCGCUUUCAGGAACAGACAUUUUGGACACCAUUAACUCUGAAGCAACAGGGACUCUCAAGGACUGCUACAUUACACUGGUCAGGUGUGCCAAGAACCCGCAGCUGUAUUUCGCCCGACGCCUUAAUUCCGCCAUGAAGGGAGUGGGCACUGAUGAAGACACCCUCAUUAGGAUCAUCGUAGGCCGCUCUGAGAUCGACAUGGAGACAGUGAAGGACAUGUACCUGGAAAAAUACGAUGUCACUCUGAAAGAGGCUCUGGAUUCAGAGUGUGGGGGGGACUUCAAACGCCUCCUCAUCGAGAUCCUGCACUAAAACUUCCUCGCCUUCUUCCUACAGGCCUUAUUUAACUGAAGUGACAUACGUAGUCUUACCUCUCUCAUCCUUCCUCCUCUUCUUUAUACUCAUUUUUACUAGUCUUACUCAUUCCCUUCGUGGAUGUCUUUCUCACAGUCAGUUCUCAUUGCAGCAUGGACCAAAAAACAACUCAUUAUUAUACAGUGUUUUACAAAUGAUUAACUUACAUUUAAAGUCUUUGAAUACAUUGUUUUCCAAGAACAUUACACUCAGUGGGAAUUCACUGUUUUAAUCCAACAUAUAAUGAAGGUUAUUCCUUUAAUAAUAUUAUGGUAGCAUUGUUGAACGUAUGUGAAACUUGUGCCGCUGAGCAUCGUUUUAAUAUAUUUAUCCAAAUGAUUAGUGUUAGUCAAGCGCUUUAUUCACAAUUAACAGAUUCGUAGUCGUUUUAUGUUGUAGUUCACCAUCUCAAGCGUAUCCCAAAGCUGUAAACAUGAAAAGGCUGCUGCUUCUCGACAUAAACUAUGUGACCUCUUGUAUUUACACCUUACUCAUUUCUCUCAUCAUCAACCAUUAACUUAACUACCAUUCGCCUCAAAGAUGCCUUUCAUAAGAUGAUAGCGAUGCAAUUUACUUUUUGCUGCAACACGCAACACUUAAGUGCCGAAUUAUCACGUUUGAUCUCUGAUAUCUGUAUACACUAGAGAGUAAUUAUACAUUAAUAUAUUACUGAUAUCAAAAGCUUACACUCUUUUUAAGUAUGCGGUAUUUGGGUUUUUGUAGCCACGUCCCUAAAUGUCAUGUGGGAAUUUUAACUGUUUGUAUGCUUAUUUUUAUUCACAGCUAACAUGCUGCCUCUCAAAUUUACACACUUUAUUAGAAUUUAUUUAGAUUUAUAGUCCUACAUAAUAAUUGUGUAAACUUAGAGAUGACUGUGCAUUUAACAUCAUUCGAUGAUGAUAAUAACAUUUAAAAAGAGAUGUGUUUUGCUCUGUAACCCCUGUAGUACAGCCGCUGAGAAUGGACACAGUCUGCAUCCAUGUAUGGAAUUAUAUCAUAACUACUGUUAUUUAAACUCAAGAUUACAGUAAUGUAUAUGACUGGCAUAUAUAGUUGUAUUGUCAUAUAGCAAAUGAGUACAGUCAAUUCUGAAUUAAGUCAUUGUUAACCUGUUGUAAUGGCAUUAAAAAGAAUGUGGCAUACAUAUGCAGUGAUAAUACAUUUUAACUUGAGCAAAAAAAGACGAUUCUCUUUAUAUCCUGUAGAGGGCAGUAUUUCACCACAAGCAGUAUUGUGUAUUGUGCAUUUCAGGAAGAAAUGCCAGUUGAUGAAAUCAUA